AUGACCGAAGAACCGUUCAAAUUAUUCCGUCUUCCAACUGUGGCUCUUCGAAAUGUUCUACAAUUAAUGAAUCCAAUUGAAUUAUUCGAGUUAUCCCAAUGCUCCCGAAGAGCCCUCUCCAUCAUCCCGCUAUCCGGUAGCAGAAAGUUCAGGCUUAUUGUGAACAAAUCAUCUCACUCAAUCCAUAUCCUAGCUCCAUCCAAUAUAAACUCUUUUCGUAUGUAUAGCAAUAGCCGCCAAUCGAAAUAUAUUCUCCAUGGAACCCGUACUUUCAUGGAGUCUACUGUAAAGAUUUGCCACGAGUCAGAGGGUGAGCUCCUUAGUUUCUGGGAUGAUUAUUUUGUCGGAUUCAAGACUGUCUUCUUCCAUCUCUUAAAAAUUUUCAACUGCGUCAUUGAAUCUGCAAGGUUUCAUCCUGCAUUUCCUGCAGUGAUCAACAUGGCAACUAUUGAUUUCAUCAUUAGCCGACAGUCCGAAAUCAAAGAACUCAUUGUCGAUGGUGAAAACCUUCCAGAUGAAUAUGUGAUUGAGAUAUUCAACAAAUUGAGAGUCACUGAUCGCUUACUUAUCCGUCAUGAAUUUUCUAUGACUCCUCCAUUAAUUCCAUUCAACUCGAAAUCCAUUGAUAUCUGGAAGUCGUACUGGAUCACAACUGAACACUUGAAUUCCAUGAGGAACAGUACUGUAAUUCAGUUAAAUUGGACUACAUUAACUGAUCGUGAUAUGAUACCAUUCUUGAACAACUGGAAAUCUGGACAAUUUCCAAAUCUUCAAUAUUUAUCCAUCAAAAGCAAUUUUCUGAGCAAAAACUUCACUGUAUUCGGACUACCGUCACUUCAGGAUACUCUUGAUCCACAAGAACAAAAAAGAUACAUCCUCGGUUUGCCAAGAACAAUUCAUGGAGGUGUUAAUGUUCAGAGAGAUGAUGGAGUUGUUGCAACAGUUCGUUUCGACAAUGGUGAGGGAGUUUUGCAAAUGAUGUUGUUGGAGUAA
Caenorhabditis remanei is the source of this 993-nucleotide messenger RNA. RefSeq lists its product as uncharacterized. Bases 1 to 993 code for a protein of 330 amino acids. Gene Ontology annotation, biological process: embryo development. The transcript has 3 exons. The record is from RefSeq and is a predicted model, not a curated record. Lineage: Eukaryota; Metazoa; Nematoda; Chromadorea; Rhabditida; Rhabditidae. Gene Ontology annotation, molecular function: protein binding.